This is a messenger RNA of Octodon degus (degu), 3089 nucleotides long. It is a transcript of the gene Armc5, whose product is annotated as armadillo repeat containing 5. The transcript is spliced from 6 exons. The record is from RefSeq and is a predicted model, not a curated record. Gene Ontology annotation, cellular component: cytosol. Gene Ontology annotation, biological process: anatomical structure morphogenesis. Bases 22 to 2847 code for a protein of 941 amino acids. Gene Ontology annotation, molecular function: protein binding. Lineage: Eukaryota; Metazoa; Chordata; Mammalia; Rodentia; Octodontidae.
GAGCCUGAGGCCCGAGCCAAGAUGGCGGCUGCGAAAGCGACCCUCACGGACUCGCUCUCGUUUUGCCUCGCGCAGCUCACAGCGGCGGCAGGGGAGGGCCUUGGUGGGGGAAAGGACCCGGCUGCCAACGAGACACCCCUAGGUCGUGCGCUCUUGGCUCUUCGCACGCGCCACAUCAAAGCAGCGGGGGGGAUCGAGCGCUUCCGGGCACGCGGCGGACUCCGCCCCCUUCUCGCUCUGCUGCGGCGAGCGGCUGCGGCGGCCCCCGCCCCGGCGUGCGCAGGCCCAGGCUCCGCCCCCUCGUCUGCUGCGUCAGCUGCUUCUGCUGGUCCCUCCGCCUCCCCUUCCCCCAGCCCCGCCUCGCCUGCAGUGGCGCCGGCUUCGCCUUCGCCUCCAGUGCGCCUGCGCAAGACGCUGGACUUGGCGCUCAGCAUCCUAGCCAACUGCUGUACGGAAGGGGCGUGCCGGGCCGAAGUGCGCAGACUCGGGGGCAUUCUCUCGUUAGUGACCAUUCUGCAGUGUGUGAAGACAGACAGCAUCCAGAACCGGACGGCUCGCGCGCUGGGGAACCUGGCCAUGGAACCAGAGAGCUGUGGCGAGAUCCACUCUGCUGGUGCUGUUCCCCUGCUCGUGGAGAGCCUGACUGCCUGCCAGGACUCUCAGUGCCUGCAGAGCGUGGUGCGUGCCCUCCGCAACCUGGCGGACUCACCCCAGCACCGCCUGGCCCUGGCACAGCAGGGAGCUGUGCGCCCACUGGCCGAGCUCCUGGCCGCUGCCCCCGACCCCGCGCUGACCUCAGCCCUGGUGCGUGCCCUGCUGGAACUCAGCCGAGGUUGUUCCCGGGCCUGUGCCGAGCAGCUCAGUCUGGGUGGGGGCCUGGGCCCACUUGUCAGCCUGGCUUCUCACCCGAAACGCCUGGUUCGAGAAACAACCAUCCUGAUCCUUGCCAACCUUUGUGCCCAGGGCCUGGUACGGCCUGCACUGGGCAAUGCUGGUGGUGUGGAGGUGUUACUUGGUGAGCUCCGGCAACGCCGCGGCCCCAGCGGGGCCAGUCCAGCUUCUCAGCAGCCCCUAGUGCGGGCUGUGUGCCUCCUAUGCCGGGAAGCCAUCAACCGAGCCCGUCUGCGGGAUGCUGGUGGCCUUGAGCUCCUGAUGGGCCUGCUGCAGGACCCUCGUGCCAGUGCUUGGCAUCCACGAGUUGUGGCCGCUCUGGUGGGCUUCCUCUACGAUACUGGGGCCCUGGGCCGGCUGCAGGCUCUGGGACUUGUGCCUCUCCUGGCUGGGCAACUGUGUGGUGACACCGGCGAAGAGGAAGAGGAAGGAAGAGAAGCUGCUUCCUGGGACUUCCCAGAGGAACGGACCCCUGAGCGGGCAGAGGCUGGAGGCUUCCGGAGCCUCAGGUCAUGGCUGAUUUCCGAGGGUUACGCUGGUGACAUUUCUCCAGACUGGUCUCCUGAGCACUGUCCACUGCCAGAGCCCACCGACCCUGUCCCUACCACCCCCGGGAAGACCUCACUGAGGACGCCAUGCACUCUGCGCACGCUGGGCCGGAGCCCUGCUGCCCCUGCUGCUGCCGAGGAGCCCUGGGGCCGGGAGGGGCCAGCACUGCUGCUGCUGUCCCGCUUCUCGCAGGCCCCUGACCCCAGCGGGGCGCUCGUGACUGGCCCGGCGCUAUGUGGCCUGCUGGCCUAUGUGACAGGUGCUCCGGGCCCACCCAGCCCCCGAGCACUCCGCAUCCUGGCACGCCUCACCUGCAACCCCGCCUGCCUCGAGGCCUUCGUGCGAAGCUACGGGGCAGCGCUGCUGCGGGCCUGGCUCGUGCUCGGCAUCUCACCUGAGGACUGGCCUGCACCCCGGGCCCGGCCCGUGCGCCGAAACCAGCACCGAGAGCUGGGUGAGAUGCUGCUGCAGAACCUGACUGUCCAGGCCGAGUCACCCUUCGGAGUAGGUGCCCUCACCCACCUGCUGCUCUCCGGGAGCACUGAGGAUCGAGUAGCCUGCGCACUGACCCUGCCCUUCAUUUGCCGGAAGCCCGCUCUCUGGCGCAGACUACUUCUGGACCAGGGCGGCCUCCGCCUCUUCCUCACUGCGCUAACUCGGCCGGCUCCACACCCGCUCUUCCUCUUCUUCGCUGCAGACUCCCUGUUUUGCCUGCAAGGCCUGGUGUCUCCUACCAUGAGCCCGGCCUUCCCAGCUGCAGUCCCCAUGGAUGCAGACCGCCCGCCCCUUUGUCUCUAUGAACCUUUGCUGGGCCCCACCCCCACCCCUGCCCCUGACCUGUACUUCCUGCUGGACUCAGGGCUUCAGCUCCCUGCUCUGCGAGCGGCCUCAGCAGCUGCCUCCCCUUUCUUCAGGGCCCUGUUGUCCGGCAGCUUUGCCGAAGCCCAGAUGGACCUGGUGCCCCUGCGAGGCCUGUCACCAAGUGCGGCCUGGCCUAUCCUGCAUCAUUUGCAUGGCUGCCGGGGCUGUGGGGCUGCACUGGGGCCCGUGCCUCCAGCAGGGCAGUCCCUGCUGGGCUCAGAGGCUGAGGAGGCCCUAGAGGCUGCUGGCCGUUUUCUGCUGCCUGGGCUUGAGGAGGAGCUGGAAGAAGCUGUGGGCCGCAUCCACCUGGGUCCCGACGGUACCCCAGAAUCAGUGGGUGAGGUAUUCCGCCUGGGCCGGCCCCGACUAGCUGCCCACUGUGCACGCUGGACACUGGGGCCCGAGCGGUGCCCGAGGAAGCGGGCCCUGGCCCUUGUGGGGCUCGUGGAGGCAGCAGGUGAGGAGGCCGGGCCUCUUACAGAGGCAUUGCUGGCUGUGGUGAUGGGGGUUGAGUCAGGGGGCAAGAGCCCCAGCCUAGACGGCUGACUGCCCCAGGAGAAAACCUAAGGAUGCGUUGGCUGUAAAGGAGGUGUCCCUCAAAGUGGCACAGAGGAAGCUGGGAAGAAGGUGUCACCAUCGAGGAUUGACGAGAGGAGGGAGCUGGACCCCAGGAUGGCGAUGUGAAGUGAGAAACCGAGACGGCACUUGGCUGUGGGGCCUGAAAGGAGAACAGCCCGGGCCCCUGGCUACUCGGCCUGGGCCUGCCCAUGGAGUUGAGAUUAAAAACU